AUGUUUGGAGAAACAUCACGAGCCGCCGAGAAGGCUGGGGUCCGUCUCAAAAUUAUCGUCGUUGGUGGAGGGAUUGCUGGUAUUGCGUCAGCAUACACGCUGGCAGUGGCUGGCCACGAUGUUGUGGUACUGGAAAAGGGCGACGGGUCCAUCAAGAGCGCAGGCGGUGUCCAGUCUCCUCCCAACAUGACCAAGAUCCUAUACCAAUGGGGGCUGCGUCCAAUACUGCAGCAGAAGGCCGACACGUAUGAAAGAAUUGUUCUUCGGAACAGCGAUAAAGGGACGUUGAUCGGCUCUUUGAAAAUGGACGAAAAUUUCGUGAAGGAGCUCAUAGAUGGCUUCCUCUUCAUCCAGCACCGAGAUCUUUAUGACAUGUUAAUGAAUUGCGCGCGCCGAGAAGGCGUGACGAUACGAUGCAACGCGAAAGUCGUCGGUGCAGAUCCUGCCAACGCCACCGUCACGCUAGAGUCUGGAGAGCAACUGUCCGCAGAUGUCGUAGUCGCAGCUGAUGGCUACGACAGCGUAUUACGCCCCAUAGUCACGGAAGAGGAUGAGGACGACGUACUGGUGGAGGAGCAGGAGAGGCAUUUGACCACGACCAUCUUGCUGCCGGGUGAUAUCCUGAAGGGCGACAAGGAGUUGGAAACAUUUUUGAACCCACAAGAUUGGGUGCUGUGGAUGGGGGAAGGAUAUAGUUGGAAUGCGAACUUUUUGCAUGGAGGAGAGGCCCUGACUGCCACGAUUACUCACGUAUACGCGGGUCCGCCACAUGCUGGCGACGGGGAAUGGACAGAUGCGCGCACCUUGGAGUGGUAUCUGAUGACCAUGCCCAACAUCGAACCAAAACUAAAGAAACUUCUGAAGCUCGCAAAAUUGAUAUCGUCUCGUAUAUUUGUCACGCGACAGACGCCAGAAGAUUUUGUUGGAGCAGGCUCGCGAUUGGUGCUAGCGGGAACAUCCGCCCAUCCAAUGACGCCAGGAGGCAACCACGCAACGGCCCUCGUCAUCGAGGACGCACAAGUCCUAGGCUGCUUGUUUUCAAGGAUCCAACAUCGAAGCCAAAUCUCCCAAUUCAUGACGGCGUACGAAGACAUCCGGCAAUCGCGCUGCGCGUCGACGCAGGAAUACGACUACAAUCACCGCGCAUCGAUGAAGGUCCCAAAAGAGAUGCAGGAUGAACGCGAUGCUCUGCUCGGGCAGACGAUGAUACACGGCGACUGGGAUCACAUGGACGAGGCGCUGUUCCGGGAAUCAUGGGGCAAGGAGCUGUCGCUGUACACGUAUGAUGCGACAGAGAAGGUGGACGACUGGUGGGGGCAGUACGGAUAUUUGGUCUGUCAGGUCGAAGCUGAGCGCUCGAAGACGAUGGAGGUCUCGAUAUCCCUUGGCGACGCUCCCAGUUCGUGA
This is a messenger RNA of Cyclocybe aegerita, 1407 nucleotides long. Lineage: Eukaryota; Fungi; Basidiomycota; Agaricomycetes; Agaricales; Hemipholiotaceae. The record is from the annotation of a GenBank genome assembly.